Molecule: messenger RNA, 1692 nt
Organism: Ambispora gerdemannii
Lineage: Eukaryota; Fungi; Glomeromycota; Glomeromycetes; Archaeosporales; Ambisporaceae
Source: the annotation of a GenBank genome assembly
AUGAAGUCUCUUGCCGCUCAGCUCGCCGAGUUUGACAACCCUGCGCCAAUAGAUUAUGAUCCAGAUGAAAUCGGCGAAACAUUUCAUGAUAAUGGGUUUUUGGAUCAAACCAAUGACUAUGAUAAUGAUCAUGACGGAUAUGGUGGAAGCAAAAGUAAUCGUGUUAAUGUUAAUAAGAAUGAGGGGAAAGAGCAUUAUGUAGAUGUUGGUAAAAGCUCUCUUCGUCAGAACUUAUUGGACGAUCCAAAGUAUGUGGGCAAGAAGAUUAAUAGAAAGGAUCUUUUUAGUGAUAUUCCAGGUGUGGAUGAAUAUAUGAAUAUAGACGAACAAGAUGAAGAUGAUAUCAUUAAUGAUAAUCAAAAAAAUCUUUCUUCAAAUAUUCGGUUUAAUUCCUUGGAUAAGGAGAAAGAAGUAGAAGAAAAAGAGUAUGAAGAUUCGGAAAAUGAUUUUUCGGAUAAAGUUUCUGAGCAAAGUUUCGAGACUCCGAAUCAAUCAAAUAGUAAACAAGUGAAAAAUGCAAAGUUUGAUACGGAAAAACAUGAUGCAGAUAUAAUUGCUGACGAAUCUAUACAAAAAGAAUUGAAGAAAAUCGAAGAUGAUGAACGGAACCUAUUAAAAAAAAUAUCACAAAGUGCCAAAGCGGACAUCACAAAAGGACAACAUGUUAAAUCCCAAAUUGGAUUUUGGGAUAAUUUAUUAGACAUACGGAUAAAGCUGCAGAAAUCUGUGACUAUAUCGAAUUCCUUGCCACAGCAUACUACAUAUCCCCUAUUCGUAACGUCACCUAAAGUACAAUUGGCAAUCAAAGAAACCAAAAGUGAGUUAUGCGAAUUGGUCGAUUCGCUAAUAAAACUGAGCAAGGACCUCUGUCGUGAUAACGAAAGCGUUAAACUCCCAGAACAUGCAGCAAACAGUCGAAAACGUCGCCUAGGAAACGAUGACGACGAUGAUAGCAAUUACACAGAUUAUUUAUGGACCGACAUAAAAACAAUACACGAAAAUUUCAAACCUUUUCGCACGGAAACCAUCGAAAAAUGGAACAAUAAAGUACAAAUUGCCUCCGGAAUCCCACUAAAUAAGAAAUUUAAGGCGAUCAAUCAGAGCGUUAAUAAUCAGAUCGAACAGGUGUUGCAUGAUCACGAGAGACUUGUGAAGCGGACGCAGUUGAUGAGAGGGGAUUAUAAAAUUCUUGGAAAGCAACAACAGACAGAACCGUCAAGAUCGGUAUCCUCAGCAUCAAACAUGAAUAUUGAAGGACAAGACGACCAUUUGUCGAAUUACGAUCCUGAGAUUUUCGAUGACACCGAUUUCUAUCAACAAUUGUUACGGGAGUUGAUUGAAAAUAGAAUGAUUGAUACUGAUGAUCCUAUCGCAAUAGGGAUGCGGUGGGCAGCAUUAAAACAAACGAAACAAAAGAAAAAACAAGUGGAUAAUAAAGCUAGUAAAGGACGUCGAUUACGAUACCACGUUCACGAAAAACUCGAAAAUUUCAUGGUCCCAAUUCCAACUGGAACUUGGCACGAGGAUAUGAUUGAUGAGUUAUAUGCGUCUUUACUAGGCAAAAAGUAUAACAUCAACAGUAACAACGCAAUAUUUAAUCCCGAAAAAGAAACAGUUAAAUUAAACGCAGUCGAAACAAAAGAUGCUUCUUCGAUAGAGAAAGGAGUAAAUGGAUUAAGAAUCUUUAGUUAA